This is a messenger RNA of Carya illinoinensis, 3996 nucleotides long. RefSeq lists its product as uncharacterized. Lineage: Eukaryota; Viridiplantae; Streptophyta; Magnoliopsida; Fagales; Juglandaceae. Gene Ontology annotation, molecular function: zinc ion binding. The transcript has 8 exons. Bases 758 to 2446 code for a protein of 562 amino acids. The record is from RefSeq and is a predicted model, not a curated record.
CUUCUGGCCUUUCUGAAAUUCGCGGUUGUGAAACUUUUUAUUGUCUGUAGCAGUUGAAGAAGCAUGAAAGGCCACGAAACAAAGAGUUUUCUGCUGCUCAUUUAAAGUGGGUAAAAGUAGAAGGUGGUCGCCAAGGUGGUGAUGACAUUGCUCUCAUCCCUUAUGCUAGAGUGGAAGAUUUUGUCAAAGGAGAAUCUUCUAAUGCAGAAUGCCCUGCUAGUUUCCGCAUUGAGUCAAGUAGGAAGAGACCUGAGGGGAGCAUCACCAAACCGAGGGUUGAUGGCUAUCUGGAGUACACAUUGUAUGUAGUGAUUGUAAUUUGGAAUCUCUUGGUGGUGCUCGAGUGGGUCUUUCCACCUUUCUUUUUCCUUCAAAUGAAAAAAACAUUUUUCUAAUCUACUUGGCAUCCUAAUUUGGUGUAGCAUUUGCUUUUUAUAAAAAAUAAAAAAAAAUAAAAUUAAUGGUUAAUUAGUGUGCAAAAUAUAUAUUCUUUUUCCCAUAAAGCUCAGCUGUCUUAAAUAAUUAUGUUGUCGAACAAAAGACAUUCCAAGAGCUCACAGUUUUUGUUCAAAAAGGAUGUGCAUUUUGACGAUUGUAUUUAAGUUGCUUUGACCGAACAUAUAGAUCUUCAUGGUGAUUCAUCAGGUACUGGUGUUCUUAUGGUCCCGAAGACUACCGAGAAAGCGAGUCUGGAACGGGGGAUGUCUCAAACAUCAAGCCUGCAUCAGGGAAGGGUAGCAGGCCAGGGAGGCGUCACAUGAUGAGAGGUUGCCUUUGCCAUUUCACUGUGAAACGAUUGUAUACCCGCCCUCUCCUAGCCCUCAUCAUCUAUAAUCAAAGAAAGCAUGUAGAUAAGACAGGAGCCCCAUGUCAUGGCAGACUUGAUCGUGAUGCUCUAGGGACAAGAGCCAUGUAUGCUCCAAGGAUAUCAGAAGAGUUGCGCCAAAAAGUGAUGUCUAUGCUUUAUGUUGGGAUAUCUUUGGAUAAUGUAAUUCAGCAUCACAUGGAGGUAGUUCAGGGGCAUGGUGGACCCCAUAAUCGGGAUGAUUUUCUCACUCGAAAUGAUGUGCGUAACAUGGAAAGGCUUAUUCGUAACUCUUCUCACGACUUACAUGCAAAUGAUGAAUGCAGUAUUAAAAUGUGGGUCCAACGGCAUCAAAAGCAUGUAUUCUACUUUCAGGAGAACUCCAGUUCAGAACCCUUUAUCUUGGGAAUACAGACAGAGUGGCAGCUGCAACAGAUGCUCCAUUAUGGAAAUAAUGGUUCGAUAGCUUCUCAUUCGACAUUUGGCUUGAAAAAACUUAAGUAUCCCCUGUGUACUUUACUCGUUUUUGACUCAUCCCACAAUGCAAUUCCGGUUGCUUGGGUCAUUACCUCUUCUUUUGUCGAUCAAGGUAUCCAUAAGUGGAUUGGCUUACUUGCUGAAAGAAUCCACGCCAAAGACCUCAGAUGGAGACCCAAUGCCUUUCUGGUAGAUGAUCCUUCUUUUGAGGUUUCCAUUAUAAGAGAGGUUUUCCAAUGCCGGGUUCUAUUAUGUGUCUGGCGUAUUCGGCGCACUUGGAUAAGAAGUCUUUUAAAGAAAUGCUGUAACUUUGAUGUGCAGCGAGAGAUGUUUAAGAACUUAGGCUGGCUUUUAUAUUGCACUAGAAGUGGGCCAAAUGCUGUGGACGCAAUUGAAGAGUUUAUGCAAGUAUUUGUUGAUCAAUGUGCAUUUAUGGAUUAUUUCAAGAUCCGAUGGCUACCAACCAUAGAGUUGUGGGUUAGUGGUGUAAGGUCUCUUCCUGUGGCCAGUCCGGAGAUUCUUGCUGCAAUUGAGUCCUACCAUUUGAGGUUAAAAUCCAAGCUUUUCAAUGAUCAACAUGCUAAUUCCUGGGCAAGAGUUGACUGGUUGAUCCACUUUCUGACGACGGAAUUUCACUCCUUAAAUUGGUUAGAACAAUACAGCGUGGAGACUGGGUAUCUUGAAAAUCUGAGGGACAAGUCUUUCUCAACCAACGCUUGGUAUCAGGCUUUACACAUUGUUGACAUUGAUGUGAUACUGGAUGAGCAAAAUCUUGAAUUUGCAAAAGUCAUUUCUCAAACAGACAGAAGCCUGGCAUAUACAGUUUGGAACCCUGGUUCGGAAUUCGCCCUCUGUGAUUGCCCCUGGUCAAGGGUGGGAAAUCUGUGUAAGCAUGUUAUCAAGGUGGCAAUUUUAUGUAAAAAUCGGCAGGUUGCAAGACCAUUAUUGGCUGCUCAAAUUUAUCGGCAGACAUUGCUUACCCUUCUGCAGAACCCCCCUGAUGAUCCUCUAGUUCUGGAACAUGCCAUUUUACAUGUCACUCGCUUGCAACAGGACAUCAAGGGUUUAGAAGAUUUGUCUAGUAGUGGCUUACUCCAACCAUUACUUCCUGAGAUUAACUCUCAAGUGGCAGAUAAUAUUCUGAUUUUUCCCGGUCUUCAUUGAACCUACCAUGUACAAAGGGCUAUUGAGCAUCUUCAAUUGAGCUGAAUCUUCUUCAGCCAAAAGUUUUAAUGGGCGGCUGUGAAGCCAUGUUUUUUUUUAUUGGCUCAUAUUCAACUUGGAAACCAGUCAGAAUUAAAAUCAGCGCGGUUUGAUUGCAUGAGACAGCGUUUAUUCAUGAACAUGCCAAUCUUUGCUUCUGUAGCAAAUAAGGAGGGCAGGGUUCGUGGACGACGUAGCUUCAAAAUCCUACAUUCUGUCUAUCAUCCUCGCUCAAAUUACGAAAAUUAUUCAACCCAGAUUAGAGUCAUGAUAUGAAGAAUGAAGAUAGGUUCCAAUGUCAGACGAAAACCCGUAAAUUCAUGAAAUGUACGGUAUGCCGUGUUGGCGUGUUCCUUACUCAACAGAGGAGAGGUUCAUUCCCUGCGUUUGCAUGAAAUGUUAGAGCCAUUAUCCUCAAGAGUUCUUCUAUACAACCUCCUCCUGUAACUCAACCUCCACACUCCAGCCGACGUGGCUGUUUUUUUUUUUUUUUUUUUUUUAAUCUGAAAACGUGCAUUUUUGUCCUUCUUGGUUGAUUUCAAAUUCUCACCCCCCACCCCGCGUGCUGUUUCACUUUUUCAUUCCCUUCCCCCGCAUUCUCUCCCCAACUCCCUCCGCUCAUCUCCUUUCGCCGACCUGACCAUCUGCCGGCACCAUGUGGCUCCAUCACUCCGAAACUGUGUGGCUCCAUCAUUCCGGCACCGUGUAAGAAAAUUCCUCUGGGUUCACUAUUCCGUACAAGGUUCGUGGUGGCAAGGUGGUCCAGAUCUAUCGUCGGACGUGGGUCAUACACAUCGAGCGUAUCACUCGCGAGAAGGUGAACGGGUCCACUAUCAACAUCGGCAUCAAUCCAUCCAAAGUGGUAAUCACCAAGCUCUGCCUCGACAAGGACCGUAAGUCCCCCCUCGAUCGUCGAUAAUUCAAUAUAUCAAGGAAACAUUUUUCUGGGACCAUCGAUACGCACUGCCCAGCUCAUCGUCUCUUCCGCCCAGCAUUGUUCUUUGCUUGGUGCUUUGCCGACAAGGGAAUGAAUGAUGGCUUCGUGUCCAUCAUGAAUGUAGAUGAUGAGUGCAGAGUCAAGAAUGCAUUCUGGGCUAACGCAUGUAUCCCCAAGUGAUGACCAUGUGGCUGCAUUCUUGCACCAUUUGGAGGACUUUGAUGUCUUUGUUUUAAUUUUUCAAUUUUGCAUAUCUCCAAGAAAUGCCGUGCAUGCCCCGUGGGACCUAGUGCAAGUCAAUGGUCGUGUUUGUGCAACAAUUGGUUUAGAUGAAUUAGUGUAACAAAUGCGUAAAUGUGUAUUUGUAAUUAGUUGAAUAGGAUAUGAAAAUUAUUUUUGUUGCGACUUACUAGAGGCCCAAAGGGAGUAUGGAAACCAUUCUAAAAUGGUUGAAUAGGGUAUAGAAAUUGUUUUUGUUGUGACUUACUAGAGCUGGUAUGGAAAUGAUUGUAAAUUUUGCACACAAUCGGUAUGGAAAUGAUUGUAUAUAUGGUUUAAUUGAUCCUUUAUGCAA